UGAUUUGUCUGUCUUUGUUCCCAUUGUCUAUGAUCACCAUAAACACUUUCCCUUCAACCUCUGUCACCUCACCCCCCUCAAGGGCCGACAACGCCUCGUCUUCCUCUCCUUUUCGGCCGGCCACUCCGAUCUCCCCUUCUGGCUCGACAGAGAGAUGCCCCCACGGCCUGUGUCGUAACACACACUGCCUGGGAUACACCUAACGGACAAGCAGUUUCCCCUGGUUUCCCCCCUUUUCUCGGGGCCAACACAAUGCAGUACCAUCAUGGGAUCAUGGUCUGUGACGGCCAGUCUCUCAACGGCUUCCUCUACGGCUGCGGAGAUCCAGUGGUGAUCUACGACGACGGACGAAACGAGAUCAGCACCGAUGAGGUCUAUGUCCUUAAUCUCAAGAACGGCCAGUCUAUCGUCGUCCCACUCCGACUUAUCUGCUGGGUUCCCGCGUACUCCGAAGAGCGACACGGCAGGACUUUCUUAUUCACCUUGUAUGGUCGCCGCUUCAAGUUGCCCCCCGAUCCUGAAGGGUCGCAAGAUUGUAUUGGCAGUCGAGCCAUCCAAGUGUCGUUUGGAUCUACAGGUCAUCUUGAUUACUCCCAUACGGUCUUGACGGAAGAAAAUUUGUCGACAUGUGCGCAUCGCCUUCAAGAAUCGGAAAGACAGGCGUAUUGCACCCUCCAAUGGAACCUGACGAGUGUGCGUCCCUUCCCGGCAGACAUGGACGUUUCCUCCGAACGAAGGUCGUCUGUUUGUCUGUCGAGUCCUUCGACAACGAGUCCGGCUACGCCAUCCUCCGGCAUGGACGUGGACUCCCUUGGCCUCCUUUUGCGGCGCGACUCGGCCGUGGACCUCAGCUAUCAGUCUACGGGGACAGAAGGCCAGGCGCUAUACGGCCAUGUUGAGAACAACUCCUUUCAAGACGACCCUUCGGGGAUGCUUCCCCCCCUUGGCCGUUUCGACAGCCGCUUCCCUCGCAAGAAUGAAGCGCGACCUCAACCUCAACCUCAGCCCUCUUGCUUCAUGUCUCUCGCCGCUGUCCAACCCAAGGAGAUGAGCCCUUGGAUGGAACCGUACGAAGCGUUCCUGGAUCCCAGCUUUGUCAGUUUGAACGACAUGUCUUCUUUGCAGGUCAACUGCUUGUAUCUGCCACCAACGAAUUCAAGCUCGGCCGGGCCAGGUGGCGACCAGACUCAAGCUUCCCAGAGUGAAGACAACGGCGUGAAUUGGACGGCGAACGUUGGUGUUGGCGUUGGCGUCGCCGACUCCACACCUGGCUAUGUCUGGAGUCCCGUCCAGUUCAGGCAGAACGCCAUCGCCACGCAAGAACACAACAACUGUGGCUCCUCGAUACACGCGCCAUCGCUGGUUGAAGGACCACCUCAGAUCCAGCAGCUCACGACGGCAGCGCUCCCCGCACCGAUGGCUGACGGCCAUUACCACGAGGCUCAGAGGCCUUCCGCUGGCCCUCCGGCUCCCGUUUUCUACCGCGUACAGCAGAGUAACGUGCGCACCGUGGGCCUUACUGCGGGUCCCGAGUCGGCUGGCUCUUCCACCGCGUCUCAAAAGCAAAGGCAAAGGCCAAAGCGUCGGCGGUCAAGCGACGGCGGAUCCAAGGGACGUCGCUCGCGUCGGGGCCGGCAAAAGUCCCCGGACCCGCCGCCGCAGUACCGCCCGUUCCGCCCGGAGCUCGUCGCAGAUUUCUUCAGCCGACAGGUACAGCUGCACGUUGAACCUCUGGAGGCACGGAGCCGUGAGCAUCUUCUGGAUCCUUCUUCGUCUGCCGAGGCGCUGGAUCUUAUCCGAACGGCGCAUACCCAAGUCGUCAAGAUUCUCGGGACACUACGCUCCGUCACCCAGGAGCCUUUCGAGUUCAGGGAGGCGAGGAUUCGGCAGGACGCGGACACGAUCAUUGCUGUGAUGCAGAGCAUCCGAAGUGCGGCGCUGGAGGACGACGAACUGGCCGAACAGGAUGUUCUUUCGCUGAAGCAACGUGUGGAGGCCUUUGUUACCUAUGUCGAGUGGGUUCGGGACCUCCAUCAGACGAGCGAGGUUGCCGCGUCGGAGAACCAAGCCGGCAAGGAUGGUAGUAAAGACUCGUUUGACUCGGGCAACAACACCGCGGCAGCCUCUUCUACUGGUGGGCCUGAGAACGGACCGCAUUCCGACAGCACGGCUGCGAUAAGUGCCGCUGGCUUUACUGCUGCUGCUGUCACUGCCGCUGCCGCUGCUCCCGCCCAUCCCCAUCCGUCACCUUACUGGACGACGGACGCAGCUGCACCUGGAGCUGUGGAGUACGGAGCUCAGGGGCUUUGGCCGUCUGUUCCUGUUCCUAGGAUACAACCGCCCGCAUCGGACUCUGGUACUGCCUAUCCUCUCCCGCAAACGGGAGCCAUUUCUCACGACGCUCCAUUGUCGGCUGGCCAGCAACAACCUUCUCUGUAUCAUCCCGGCUACUCUGCCGAAUUUGAAGGUCAACCCCCCGGACCUUACCCUCAGAACACCGAUAUUAUCUACACUCAACGGAGACACUCGGCUCGUUGAACGUCGCCGGCGCACAGGGUCAAGACAUGCCUUCCAACAAGGUCUCCGUUCAUGUCUCGAGUAAUUUUUUUUUUGCUUUGUGUGUUUUUGACACUUAUCCCUGAAUAUCUGACCGUUUUCUUCUUCUUCGUUUUGUCUUGCUUGUUCUGUCCUGGGUGUCUCUGGGCUUCUCUCGCUUUCCUUUCCCUGAGUGAAUGAAUAUAUCGCGACCACCAUGAAGAAAACACGAAACGGAAACGGAUACAUGGGAGGACGAAAAAACAUGACUGAGGAGCACCUACUUUCCUCCUCUC
This is a messenger RNA of Sodiomyces alkalinus F11, 2831 nucleotides long. RefSeq lists its product as hypothetical. The coding region runs from base 253 to 2538 and encodes 761 amino acids. The record is from RefSeq and is a predicted model, not a curated record. The transcript has 2 exons. Lineage: Eukaryota; Fungi; Ascomycota; Sordariomycetes; Glomerellales; Plectosphaerellaceae.